This is a messenger RNA of Mucor velutinosus, 1230 nucleotides long. RefSeq lists its product as uncharacterized. The coding region runs from base 1 to 1230 and encodes 409 amino acids. NCBI's taxonomy places the organism in Eukaryota, Fungi, Mucoromycota, Mucoromycetes, Mucorales, Mucoraceae. The record is from RefSeq and is a predicted model, not a curated record. Gene Ontology annotation, molecular function: lipase activity. The transcript is spliced from 4 exons.
AUGUUCUGUCAACCACCCAGCAUAAAUGACAAAGAGGGCACCGACUAUCCCAGUAUCUGGUGGGACCUAUGGCAGAUUUUAUACUACGUUCCUAUCAGUGUAGGUGUGUUUUUUAUGGAUGUGUACAAGCAUUUGAUCAGACAGCCCAAAAGACCCACAUGGGAUGCUCUCACAGCGGUAACCGUGGCGCUGCUACAUGCUCUACGAUCUAGUUUACGCUGUGCUAGCCUCGCAUUCUGGAGAAAGAUCAUGAUACUACCCAAGUUGCUUCGUCAAGAUGAAUCAACGUAUGUGGCGUGCCCGUUUUUGGUCUUCAAAUUGAAUCUACCAGGGAUUUUGGAGGAGUUUGAUGCAGCAGAGGACGGCACUCGCGUCAUUGAGGCUCAAUGGAACUUACCGCCACCACCUCUAAUCACUCAAACACAGAAACAACAGAAAGCGGCUCAAGAAAAGGUCAUCUUAUACCUUCAGGGUGGGGGCUAUUGCUUUUAUGAUCACUUUUGUUAUCUUUCCUAUACCGAGCGAUUCACCAGAUACAUGAACCGAAGUGUGUUUUCCAUCAGCUACAGGUUGGCACCAGAAACCAAAUUUCCAGGCGCUCUUUACGAUGCAGUUCAAGCCUACUUUCAUUUGAUAUACGAUUAUGGAAUCAAACCACACAACAUCACCGUGAUUGGAGACAGUGCAGGUGGCGGAUUGGCAAUGUCGCUCUUGAUCUACCUCAGAGAUCACCAAUACCCACUUCCAGAAACUUCUGUCCUACUAUCACCUUGGGUAGAUCUCACGUAUGGCCAUCCAAGCUGGGUGGAGGCCGAGAUUUUUGACUACUUGCCUUGUCGGCCAAACAUGAGCGCCAUCAUGAAUCCCGCACGAUUUUACCUGGGCACUGACACAUACCAUGGACUCAGUAGACAUCCAUACGCAUCGCCCUUGUUUGCUGAUCAUUUCAGCCAUUUGCCUCCUAUUCUGAUCCAAUCAGGUGGAUGUGAGACAAUGAAAGACGAAGUUCGGUCAUUUGCAGCCAAGUUUGAAGAUUGCGAUGCCGCCAUUUUCAAGCACGAAGAGUACGAGGACAUGGUUCACGAUUUUCAGGCGUUUGAUUUCGAUCAAUCGCAUUCAGCAUUGCUAAGCAUUCAAAAGUGGAUCUUGCAUGAUAUCCACGAUCCUCAUCAACACCAUGAAACACCUUCUUUUUCUUCGUCGUCGUCAUCCUCAUCGUUCUAUCAAUAA